Molecule: messenger RNA, 1158 nt
Organism: Penicillium odoratum
Lineage: Eukaryota; Fungi; Ascomycota; Eurotiomycetes; Eurotiales; Aspergillaceae
Product: mitochondrial 37S ribosomal protein mS35
Exons: 2
Coding region: 1-1158 (385 amino acids)
Biological process (GO): mitochondrial translation
Cellular component (GO): mitochondrial small ribosomal subunit
Molecular function (GO): structural constituent of ribosome
Source: RefSeq, a predicted model, not a curated record
AUGGCUUCUGCUACUCGGUCAUUGGCACGGUCCACUCGAAUCCUGUGCCAAAGGGGCUCAGGAUGGAUUCAGACACGCCAAUUCUCAGUUUCUCCAUACAGAUUUGUCUCCGAAGACCCGGUGAUCCCUCCUCCGCCGAGAGACUUGAAGCCAGAGGACUUCCCGCCAAUGCCCGAAUACUCCCCCGACCUCCUCACUAAGGAAGACCGCUCUAUGUAUGAUAUGAUGUCCCCGGAGGAACGAGCAGCUUUCGACUCCGAGAACCGCCGCAUUGUUGCCGACUUCAACAACAUUGCUAAGCGCACCGCCGCGUUUGCAGAGCUGGAGAAGAGGGUCAACCAGAUCGACAAGGAGGAGGAUAUCAGAUUCGAGGAUAUCCGAUCCAAGGCGCGCGGUUUCUGGGCCGAGGAUGAAGACGACGAAUUCGCCCUGGUUGAAGACGGUGACGAGGAAAUUAACGACGAUGAAAUUACUUCAAUGGCCCAUGCCGAGAUGGAGGUGCAUCGUGAAAUGAGAGAGUACGCUCGCAUUGCGGCGUGGGAUAUGCCGAUGCUCAGCAAGCUCGCAAGCCCCUUCACCCUGCCCCCGCAAAACCACAUUCUGCGCUUCCGUUACACUACCUACAUGGGUGAACAGCACCCCGCUGAACCAAAGGUAGUCGUAGAGCUUGCCACUCAGGACUUGACACCUAAGCACUUGACCGAAGCCCAGCGUCAAACCUUCCUCAAACUGGCUGGCACCCGCUACAACCCCCAAACCGACAUUGUGCGCAUGUCAUGCGAACAGUUCAGCUCGCGCGCCCAGAACAAGCGCUACCUGGCUGAUCUUGUCAACUCCCUCAUCAAGGAGGCCAAGACCGGCGACUCCUUUGCCGAUAUCCCUCUAGACCUUCGCCACCACAAGCCCAAGGGCCGCCCUCAAUUCCCUGACUCCUGGAAGAUGACUGAGGAGCGUCGGAGACAGCUCGCCGCUCGCCGGGCAGAGCGCUACAAUGCUGAGAAGCAGCGUGAGGCUAUUGUGGAUGGUAACCAGAUCGUUGGACAUGCUGUUCUUUCCCUCCCCGAAUUCAACCCCGCGCUGAAGGCCAAGGCCGAUGCAGAACGGGAGCGUGUUGCUGUUCACGUUGGUGGUCGUGCGAAGAAGCCGGCUCGUCGGUGA